This is a messenger RNA of Pieris macdunnoughi, 4569 nucleotides long. The record is from the annotation of a GenBank genome assembly. Lineage: Eukaryota; Metazoa; Arthropoda; Insecta; Lepidoptera; Pieridae.
AUGCGCAGGUGUGAAGGUGAAUCAGUAUCGGAUCGUCCUGAAAGCGAAACAAGAAUACCAGGCGAGCAGAGAUGUAUGGAAGUAAGGAUUGCCCGAGCGGCGGGAGGUCUCGGUCUCAGUAUAGCUGGAGGCAGAGGAUCUACGCCCUACAUCGGUGAUGACGAAGGCAUCUUCAUAUCGCGGGUCACGCCUAGUGGUCCAGCUUACCAGGCUGGACUUAGGGUUGGUGAUAAAGUACUAUCCGUUAACGGUACGUCUGUUAUUGAAGUAGACCAUUACUACGCCGUGGAAGUUCUAAAGGCAAGUGGAGCCACACUCACGUUAGUUGUCACCAGGGAGUCUCCUACGUCGACGAGAACGCAUAGCCGUGCACCGAGUGGAGCGAGCCAUCACUCAAUAUCUACAGCCGAUACAGUAUCAACUCUCGAGAAUGGACAGAUACUAACCGGUCGUGGUAUACCAACGAAGCAGUUAAUCAUCACCAAUCAGUAUGCACAAGAGUUGGAGCCGGAACAGAAGGACCAAUUGCAGUUUACGAGUCCGAUUAUAUCGUCAUCACCUAUUCCUUCACCCACUCCAGCCACUUAUCACCGACUUGAAGCUUCACCACCUCCCGCUACGCAACCUUAUAUACCGCCGGAGAUGACAGUGACGCUAUUUAUGUCUCUCGGAUAUCCCCACAGGGGGGCAGCCGCUAAGGACGGAAAGAUGGCUGUCGGAGAUAAAGUUGUGUCGAUAAAUGGUGUUGACAUGGAGAACGCUUCGCACGAAGCGGUUGUGGCGUUGCUAACGGGUCACGAGAGAUUCGUCAGACUUGUUCUUCAACGUAGUAUCACUCCUGAACAAGCGGACGCCCUAGCCAGGAAAUCGACGUCUGAAGAUGUGAGAGAGCACAAAACAAGUCUCACCAAUUUGAAUUCGAAUAAACCAAUUGCAAAUCACGUAUCACAUAACCACACAGCCCCACGAGUUACGACACAGAUUGCCCCACAGAUUGCCCCACAGAUUGCCCCACAGAUUGCCCCACAAAUUGCUCCACAAAUCGCUCCAAAAGCCCCACUAAAACUUAACAUACAGCCACAAAAUAUCCCGCCCCAACCAGCGCCAAGGAAACUUAGUCAAACCAACGGAACGGCGGAAAGGAAGCCAACUAACAGUGCGAGCACGCCUCUAACGCCCGCCGGUAGAUUGCACGGAUCUAACGACGAUGUCUUCGACGACAUACAGCCGGCGCGGCCGAUCACGAACGAGGAGUUCCAAGCGAUGAUCCCGGCUCACUUCCUGGGCGGGCCUCGGGCUCCGGCCCCGCCUGCUCAGGGCCUGCGCAUCACCGUGGAGCGGCCUCAGGCCGAAGUGCUUCUGCCUCCCGCGCCCUCCGCCCUCGGCCGCGUCACUGAGACCAUCACCAAGUCCACCUUCACCGAGACGACGGUCACCCGGGUCACAGAUAACCACCUAGCGACGCCCUUGAUCAUAGAAGACGUGACGUUGGUUAAAGAGGGUGGUUCACUAGGCUUCAGUAUUAUUGGAGGGACAGAUCACUCGUGCGUUCCGUUUGGCGCUAAGGAACCUGGAAUAUUUAUAUCACAUGUGGUUCCAGGAGGUGUAGCAGCUCGUUCGGGCAAGCUUCGUAUGGGCGAUCGCUUGCUUAAAGUCAACGGAAACGAUCUCGCCGGUGCAUCGCAUAGAGAUGCAGUUCAACUUUUAUUGCAGCCCGGGAACACACUCGCGUUAUCUGUGAGACACGACCCAUUGCCACCCGGAUUCCAGGACCUAACAAUAGUAAAGCAAGAAGGCGAAAAACUGGGUAUGCAUAUAAAGGGUGGUCUAAAUGGUCAACGAGGAAACCCCAACGACCCUAACGAUGAAGGAGUAUUCAUAUCUAAGAUAAAUAGCGGUGGAGCGGCCAGGAGAGACGGUAGACUAAAGGUGGGCAUGCGUUUGUUGGAAGUGAACGGCAUCUCGCUUUUGGGUGCGACUCACAAUGAAGCCGUGAACGCUCUACGCUCCGCUACAAACGCUCCUUUACACCUCGUAGUGUGCCACGGCUACUCACGACCUGAGAAAUAUACCACCGGUAGCGAGAGCGGGACAGCAGAGACGGGAGGUUCGCUGUCUCACUCUACGUCCAGCCUUGAUCGGGACGACACCCUUCAUCAACAACAGGACAACAAUGUGCAUCAAGAUGUUGUACAGUUUGAACAAGAAAAGCAAGUAGCUGAGAUGAGAGAAAAGUCUACACCAGAAAAGGUAAUGGACAUAGUGCACGCAGUGGAAAGUAUCGCACUGGACCCGGGUCCGCCCAUUUCUCCAGAACCUCACCAUAAAACAACUACAGUCGUAAUGUCCAAACACACGCUGCAGCCUCAGUCGUCUAGUUCGCAAGCGGCGCCGCUUUCGCCGCUCGCGGUGUUCACGGAACAAAAGGUGAAGACGCCUCCUCCGAUGGACAACGGUACUUCCGUGGAUCCGCCGCUUCGCCCGCCCCCUCCGCCUCAACCGCCCAAACAGAAACCACAAGUUCCCCGCAAACCGCAAAUCAAGCGAGUUAGUUUCACUCCGGAUUCAAAAGACGUACACGAUCUAACCUUGUCGACAAACGAACGAACGAACCCUCAACCCGUAACGCAUGAAUUGCAUGAACGCUCCGCGACAGAAUCGGAUACUAACGAUGCAUGCCCAGAAAAGACCCCAUUACUAACUCAGACCAAGGUCGAAGUCAAAACGAUAACCAACACUGUUCGUCCUGAAGAUUUUAUUAUUCCCCCUCCGCCAUUAUUUGCAACAAAAGUAAGUGAAAGUAAAUUAAUUCACGAUGAUGUUAACGACGUAGUCCCGCUAAUCGCUGUUGUCCCCGAGCGCAUCGUGCUUCCUCAACCGACUGUGGCAGAAACAACCGUGCAGUCCUCUAAUUCCACAAAUUCGCCAGAAACAGAAAACCCUCCGCCAAUCAACUAUACAGCUUAUCCACCCGUGCAAAUCAUCGAUAACAAUUUCCGUUCAACUCUUUUUUCUGAAGUGCCUUCACAACAAGUCUUCCGUAAUGAACUACCGUCAUUCGAAAGUGACGAACAUUAUAGUGAGUUGUCGGUUAGUCCCAGUGGCCAACCUGGUCCGCCCGAAUUACUGCACGCUCAAUAUAAAACUCUUCCUACUAUUUCGCAUGUACCUAAUUCACCUUGUUACUUACAUCCAACUAGAAGUUAUUUCGCUGAUCUGGCCAUUUCGAAUGAGAAUCAAUCUUUACGAGACUUGCGUGUUAAAAAUUUACCCUCUAUGGUGCACUCCACGACAUAUCCACCCUACGACCCAUAUCCAUCCUUAACUACGGUAGCUGGAACAUAUAAUCCAUACACAUGUAUCGUGCCGCCUCCUCAUAAAUCUUUAUCCCCUACAUUAGUCAGUUGUGUAGCGAAGGACAUAAACGUUAACUUAAACCAAAGUGUUCGUGAUGCGGGUAGUCGGCCCAAGAGUGCCCAGUCUGAGAGAAGAGUUCAUUUUGGCGAAGUGACGAGUGCUCUUGAAUCCGAUAUACCGAAAAGUUUGGAAUCUAUGCGAGAGGGAAGCCCUUCGCCCGCAUCCUUGAAACCCGCAUGGAGCAGCAAAAUCAUAUCCUUCGCCAUCGGCGAGACGUCGCCACCUCAAUCUGGUAAUUUUGUAAAAGCAUCUGUCAGCGAUAAGAAAAAGUUUUUUGAGAACGCCAUGGAAGAGAGCCAUAAAUCGUCACCAAAACCGGAGAAAGUGUUUACCUUUCUGUCGGCCGAUGAGGUAGAAAAAUUAAAGCAAGAAGAGGAGAGGAAAAUGGCGUCGUUGUCACGUUCCGAGAUGAGUUCUUGGUCCCCGGGGGAGGAGCGUAGCGGAGAAAGUGAACAUUCUGAUGAUGAGCCUUAUGAAAAUGGACACAGCGUUUCACUGGGCGGCGUGAGUCCAUCAGCAAAGUCCCAAAGGCGUAGGGCUGCGCGUGAGAACGCAGAACACGAAGACGCGGACGUACGUGCCGCACGACGAGCGGCUUGGAGAGCUGCACGUCUACGCUCUUUGGAAAAGGAUGCGAUUGAGUCACAAAAAGCAAUUAAAAGCAUGGUGGGCCCGGCGCAUGAGAUCAUUGGAGAAGUCCCUCCAAGGGACACCUCUCCUUCGGAGAAAUGGCCCCUGCCACGUAUCGCGUUACGUACAAAACCGGGCCAGAUACUGGCCGUCAAGGAGAAGGAAAAGUUAUUAGACGAGAGAAUAACGCUCCGCACCGAAGAAUACGUUUGUCCCACGACCGGCGAUACUAAGGUCCGAACCGUCGAGUACAUUGAGAAAGUCAUUGAGAAAGAGGUGGAGACAACACAAGAGAAAAUUAUAUCAUUGGAAUUGACGACGAGUCCAAGUAGUGAGACGGCACCCACAGAUCUAGAGGGUACGGUAAUAGGUCUCGGGGAAGGGGAAACGGAAGGAGACAACUCCCUCCAACCUGACAUAGUGCAGGUUGUAAACCCCUUGCUCGACGGCGGUGCAGGCCGCGUCACCGCCAUACCCGUGGGACCGGCACAGAGGCUCACAACCUACUCCGAACAUCAAUAG